UGAGAGAGGAGGGCUGAUCAGCUCAGCACACCCACCCUCCGCAGGUGCCUAGAGGGGUGCGGCACCCGCCAUGCGCUGCCGCAGACUGGCCCUGGGCCUGGGCGUCUGCCUGCUGGUGGGCACGGCCCUCUGCGCUCUGUGGGUAUAUGCCGACGACUGGCUGCCGUUCUCCUAUGUCCCCUACUACCUCCCCUGCCCGGAGAUCUUCAACAUGAAGCUGCAGUUCCGGGGGGAGAAGCCGUUCCAGCCCGUGGCACGGUCGCAGUACCCUCAGCCGAAGCUGCUGGAACAGAGGCCCACAGAGCUGCUGACACUCACGCCCUGGCUGGCGCCCAUCGUGUCCGAGGGGACCUUCGACCCGGAGCUCCUGCAGCUCAUCUACCAGCCGCUGAACCUGACCAUCGGGCUCACCGUGUUCGCCGUUGGGAAGUACACGGGCUUCGUCCAGCACUUCCUGGAGUCGGCCGAGCAGUUCUUCAUGCGGGGCCACCGGGUGCGCUACUACGUCUUCACCGACAAGCCCGCGGCCGUGCCCCGGGUCCCGCUGGGCCCUGGCCGCCUCCUCAGCGUCCUGCCCAUCCAGAAGCACUCCCGCUGGGAGGAGAUCUCCACGCGCCGCAUGGAGACCAUCAGCCAGCACAUCGCCCAGCGGGCGCACCGGGAGGUGGACUACCUCUUCUGCGUGGACGUGGACAUGGUGUUCCGGAACCCCUGGGGCCCGGAGACCUUGGGAGACCUGGUGGCCGCCAUCCACCCCGGCUACUAUGCCGUGUCCCGCCAGCAGUUCCCCUACGAGCGCAGGCAUGUUUCCACGGCCUUUGUGGCCGACGGCGAGGGGGACUUCUAUUAUGGCGGGGCGGUCUUUGGGGGACGGGUGGACAGGGUGUACGAGUUCACGAGGGGCUGCCACAUGGCCAUCUUGGCGGACAAAGCCAAUGGCAUCAUGGCGGCCUGGCAGGAGGAGAGCCACCUGAACCGCCGCUUCAUCUCGCACAAGCCCACCAAGGUGCUGUCCCCCGAGUACCUCUGGGACGACAGGAAGCCCCAGCCCCCCAGCCUGAAGCUGAUCCGCUUCUCGACGCUGGACAAGAACACCCACUGGCUGCGGAGCUGAUGGUAGAGUCGGGGCUGCCGUGGACGGGGACUCAGUGGAGCACCCAGCAGCCCCAGGGAGCACCCAGCUCACUCCAGAGGAACACCUAG
Molecule: messenger RNA, 1203 nt
Organism: Myotis davidii
Lineage: Eukaryota; Metazoa; Chordata; Mammalia; Chiroptera; Vespertilionidae
Gene: GBGT1
Product: globoside alpha-1,3-N-acetylgalactosaminyltransferase 1
Exons: 6
Coding region: 71-1114 (347 amino acids)
Biological process (GO): carbohydrate metabolic process
Cellular component (GO): vesicle; Golgi apparatus; membrane
Molecular function (GO): globoside alpha-N-acetylgalactosaminyltransferase activity
Source: RefSeq, a predicted model, not a curated record